This is a messenger RNA of Galeopterus variegatus (Sunda flying lemur), 5261 nucleotides long. It is a transcript of the gene DENND4A, whose product is annotated as DENN/MADD domain containing 4A. Gene Ontology annotation, biological process: regulation of Rab protein signal transduction. NCBI's taxonomy places the organism in Eukaryota, Metazoa, Chordata, Mammalia, Dermoptera, Cynocephalidae. The record is from RefSeq and is a predicted model, not a curated record. Gene Ontology annotation, cellular component: cytoplasmic vesicle. The coding region runs from base 143 to 5188 and encodes 1681 amino acids. Gene Ontology annotation, molecular function: protein binding. The transcript has 30 exons.
AUCAGCAGUGUACUUAUGUUAUAAAAAAUCGGUGGCCAAGACUAACACUAUAUCUUACAAAGCUGGUCUAAUUUGUAGAUAUCCUCAAGAAGAUUAUGAGUCAUUCUCACUACCAGAAUCUGUUCCCCUAUUUUGUUUACCAAUGGGUGCAACUAUUGAAUGUUGGCCACCAAAUAGCAAAUACCCUCUCCCUGUAUUUUCUACAUUUGUGUUAACUGGAGCCUCAGCUGAAAAGAUCUAUGGUGCUGCUAUUCAGUUUUAUGAACCAUACUCUGAGGAGAAUCUCACAGAAAAACAGAGACUUCUUUUGGGUUUAGCAUCAUCAACAGAUGGGAAUUCUGAUAGUUCUAAAACAAUUCACACCAGCAAAUGCAUCUGUCUUCUUUCUCACUGGCCUUUUUUUGAUGCAUUCAGGAAAUUUCUAACUUUUCUGUAUCGUUAUUCCAUCUCUGGACCUCAUGUCCUUCCAAUUGAGAAGCAUAUUUCACAUUUUAUGCAUAAAGUUCCUUUUCCAUCUCCUCAGAGACCACGGAUUUUAGUUCAGUUAUCACCACAUGAUAAUCUGAUUCUCAGUCAGCCUGUCUCUUCACCUCUUCCACUGAGUGGUGGCAAGUUUUCAACACUGCUUCAGAAUUUAGGCCCUGAAAAUGCUGUGACACUUCUGGUGUUUGCAGUAACAGAACAUAAAAUUCUCAUUCAUUCCUUACGGCCUUCAGUGCUUACUAGUGUGACAGAGGCAUUAGUGUCUAUGAUUUUCCCUUUCCAUUGGCCAUGCCCGUAUGUUCCUCUCUGCCCACUGGCUUUAGCAGAUGUCUUGAGCGCACCAUGUCCGUUCAUAGUAGGGAUUGAUUCAAGAUACUUUGAUCUCUAUGAUCCUCCACCAGAUGUCAGUUGUGUUGACUUGGAUACCAACACCAUUUCUCAAACUGGUGAUAAGAAAAAUGUAGCCUGGAAGAUACUUCCAAAGAAGCCAUGUAAAAAUCUGAUGAACACAUUGAAUAAUUUACACCAGCAAUUGGCAAAAUUGCAGCAGAGACCGAGAGAUGAUGGACUAAUGGACUUAGCAAUGAAUGACUGUGAUUUUAAUUAUGGAAAGAGAUUGCACAUGAUAGAUUUGGAAAUCCAAGAGGCAUUUUUGUUUUUCAUGGCCUCUAUUUUAAAAGGUUAUAGAUCAUACUUGAGGCCAAUAACACAAGCCCCAUCUGAGACAGCCACAGAUGCAGCCUCUCUUUUUGCUCUGCAAGCUUUCUUACGAAGCCGGGACCGGUCACAUCAAAAAUUCUAUAACAUGAUGACCAAAACACAAAUGUUUAUUCGCUUCAUUGAGGAAUGUUCUUUUGUCAGUGAUAAAGAUGCAAGCCUGGCAUUUUUUGAUGAUUGUGUAGAUAAAGUGGAUAUGGACAAGAGUGGUGAAGUGCGACUUAUAGAACUGGAUGAAUCUUUCAAAAGUGAACAUACUGUUUUUGUAACACCACCUGAGAUCCCCCACCUACCCAGUGGUGAAGAACCCCCUUUACAGUACAGCUAUAAUGAAUUUCCAGUUCUUAAGAACAACUUAUUUGAGAGACCUGAAGGAUUUCUACAAACGCAAAAGAGCAAAUUGCCUUCAAAAUCAAGUAGUCCUAGUAGCCCUUCUCCCAUGUUCAGAAGAACAAAACAGGAAAUUAAAUCAGCUCAUAAAAUUGCAAAGAGGUAUUCUUCCAUCCCUCAGAUGUGGUCUAGGUGUCUACUGCGUCACUGUUAUGGACUGUGGUUUAUUUGUCUCCCAGCUUAUGUGAAAGUAUGUCAUUCAAAAGUCAGGGCUCUGAAAACAGCCUAUGAUGUGCUGAAAAAAAUGCAUUCAAAGAAGAUGGAUCCACCUGAUGAGGUGUGCUACCGCAUUCUUAUGCAGCUCUGUGGACAGUAUGAUCAGCCAGUGCUUGCAGUUAGAGUGCUUUUUGAAAUGCAGAAGGCUGGUAUUGACCCCAAUGCCAUUACUUAUGGUUAUUAUAAUAAGGCUGUUUUGGAAAGUACUUGGCCUUCAAGAAGUCGUAGUGGCUGUUUUCUUUGGACAAAAGUAAGAAAUGUUGUUUUAGGAGUAGCACAGUUCAAAAGAGCUUUAAAGAAAUGUGCACACAUAUCGCAAACAACUCUCUCAGAUGGCAGUGACCUGGAUGCUGUUAGUCAUGGCAGCAUGGAUAGUGGUCAUGGGACACACACUGUGGAGCAGGCACCCUUUAAUACGGGUUUAAUCAAAGUAUAUGCUACUGAUGAUAGAUCUAGUACAGGUGGCCAGUCUGAUCUUGGAUAUAAUUCAUUAUCUAAGGAUGAAGUUAGAAGAGGGGAUACAUCUACUGAGGACAUUCAAGAAGAAAAAGAUAAAAAAGGGAGUGAUUCUAGUUCCUUGUCAGAGAGUGAGAGUGCGAAAGGAAGUACUGAUUGCCUUCCUAAGCUCAAUUAUCAAAGUUCUUCCAGUAUAGUUCGCCUCAGCAGUACAAGUAACAACAGUGCUAAUAAAAUAUCAGGAGAAAGCACAGAAAGCACACCUGAGCUGCUCUUAAUAUCGUCUCUUGAGGAUACAAAUGAAACAGGAAACAUUCAAAGUAGAUGCUUCAGGAAAAGAUACAAAAGUGACAAUGAAUCUAAUUUGCAGCAACAAAUGGUCUGGGGAAAUAGAAACCGUAAUCUUAGUGGAGAGGUACUGAUGGGAUUUAUGCUCAAUAGAAUUAACCAGGAAGCGAACCCUGGAGAUAUAGUUGAAAAAUUAGGAGCUGAUGCGAAAAUUCUUUCAAAUGUUAUCUCAAAAAGCACAAGACCAAGUAGUCUUGAUAUUGGAAAGCCACCUUUAAGAUCAAAAAGAGACAGUCUAGAAAAGGAAUCUAGUGAUGAUGAUACACCUUUUGAUGGUUCUAACUGUUUGACAGAUAAAGUGGAUUCUCCUGUUAUUUUUGAUUUAGAAGACCUAGACAUUGAAACAGAUGGAUCAAAAGCAGGAUAUGUUGCUACGCAAAAUCCCAAGAGGAUACAGCAUAUGAACAGCAGCUUUUCAGUGAAACCUUUUGAAAAAACUGAUGUCGCAACAGGAUUUGAUCCCCUCUCUCUUUUGGUUGCUGAGACUGAACAGCAGCAAAAGGAAGAGGAAGAGGAGGAUGAAGGUGAUAGCAAAAGCAUCUCAACGCCAUCUGCUAGACGUGAUUUAGCUGAAGAAAUUGUGAUGUAUAUGAAUAACAUGAGCAGUCCUUUGACAAGUCGGACACCAAGCAUUGAUUUACAACGGGCAUGUGAUGAUAAGUUAACCAAUAAGAAAAGUCCAAUAUUGGUCAAGGCAUGCAGAAGAUCCAGCCUGCCUCCUAAUUCUCCUAAGCCAGUGAGACUUACCAAAUCUAAAAGUUAUACAAAAAGUGAAGAGAGACCAAGGGAUAGACUGUGGUCUUCUCCAGCCUUCUCACCUACUUGCCCGUUUAGGGAAGAAUCUCAAGGUUCAUUAACCCAUUCAUCACCUUCAUUUAAUUUAGAUACACUAAUUGUACCUAAAUUAGAUGUUCUAAGGAACAGUAUGUUCACUGCUGGAAAAGGAGUUGCAGAGAAAGCAAGCAAAUGGUAUUCAAGAUUCACCAUGUAUACCACAUCAUCUAAAGAUCAAAGUUCUGAUCGUACCAGUCUUUCUUCAGUGGGAGCCCAGGAUUCUGAAUCUACCUCUUUAACAGAUGAGGAUGUCUGCCAUGAGUUGGAAGGAGCCACUUCCUACCAAGAGAGCUGUGCCACUUCAGGGACUAAGGGGAUUGAUCUUAGCCGAACAAGCCUGGAAAGUUCUGCCUCAUUAGAAGGAUCCCUGUCAAAGUUUGCCUUACCUGGAAAAUCAGAAGUGACAUCUUCCUUCAACACAAGUAAUACAAAUAUCUUCCAGAACUAUGCAAUGGAGGUUCUCAUCUCAAGUUGCUCUCGGUGUAGAACUUGUGAUUGUCUUGUCCAUGAUGAGGAAAUCAUGGCUGGCUGGACAGCAGAUGAUUCAAAUCUCAAUACUACAUGCCCAUUCUGUGGCAAUCUUUUCUUACCAUUUCUGAAUAUCGAAAUAAGAGAUUUAAGACGACCUGGAAGAUACUUUUUGAAGUCAAGCCCUUCGUUGGAAAAUAUGCACUUUCCCUCCUCCUUUUCAAGUCAGACAAGGCGGUCUUGCAUUUCAACAUCAGCCUCUGGUCUGGACACAUCUACUCUCUCUGUUCGAGGGAGUUUUGAUCUAAAUAGCAAAUCUAAACUACAGGAAAAUUCCUGUGCCCAAAGUAUUCAGAUCCCUGCUAAUAGAUCAAAAACAGCUAUGUCAAAAUGUCCGAUAUUUCCAAUGGCAAGGAGUAUUAGUACUUAUGGCCACUUGGAUAAGGAAGAUACUGGAGGACAGAAGCUCAUUCCUACAGGCAGCCUGCCCACUACUUUACAAGGAGCUACAGAUCCUUUAGGAUUAGAAUGGCACCUUCCAAGUCCAGAUCCUGUCACUGUUCCAUAUCUUAGUCCUUUAGUGGUAUGGAAGGAACUUGAAAGUUUAUUGGAAAAUGAAGGUGAUCAUGCUAUAACAGUGGCAGACUUUGUGGACCAUCAUCCAAUUGUUUUUUGGAACCUGGUGUGGUACUUUAGACGUCUUGACUUGCCCAGUAACUUACCUGGAUUGAUUCUUUCUUCUGAGCAUUGUAACAAGUAUUCAAAGAUUCCCCGCCACUGUAUGUCUGAAGAUAGUAAAUAUGUUUUAAUACAAAUGUUAUGGGACAAUAUGAAAUUACAUCAGGAUCCAGGACAGCCCUUGUACAUCCUCUGGAAUGCCCACAGUCAAAAUCGUACUCUUUUGUUUGAGACCCAGAAAUAUCCAAUGGUCCAUUUAUUGAAAAAAAAUGAUAACUCAUUUAACCAGGAACUAUUGAAAAGUAUGGUAAAAAGCAUUAAAAUGAAUGAUGUCUAUGGACCAAUGAGUCAGAUUUUAGAGACACUGAAUAAGUGUCCACAUUUUAAAAGACAGAGGAGUUUAUACAGAGAAAUACUGUUUCUCUCACUUGUGGCACUGGGAAGAGAAAACAUUGAUAUAGAUGUGUUUGAUAAAGAAUACAAGAUGGCAUACGAUCGUCUCACACCUAGUCAAGUCAAGAGUACACACAACUGUGAUAGACCACCAAGUACAGGGGUGAUGGAAUGUCGAAAAACCUUUGGAGAACCUUAUCUUUAAGAUAUGUGUGUGUGUACACAUUCAGUGUAUAUUGUAUAGUCCAUGUAUAAAAUAAUACUUAUAGAUUCUAAAA